Molecule: messenger RNA, 3133 nt
Organism: Ziziphus jujuba (common jujube)
Lineage: Eukaryota; Viridiplantae; Streptophyta; Magnoliopsida; Rosales; Rhamnaceae
Product: pentatricopeptide repeat-containing protein At4g02750
Exons: 1
Coding region: 60-2807 (915 amino acids)
Biological process (GO): RNA modification
Molecular function (GO): protein binding; RNA binding; zinc ion binding
Source: RefSeq, a predicted model, not a curated record
AUGCCAGUGACAUUUGUUGAUUUCAUCUGGUUGCAGGGCAAUAACUCCCACCAUGUUCAAUGACACUGAGUCGUCGUCUCCUUCAUAUUCGCUUUCAUUCCACUUUUUCUCCAUCAGUACGAGGAACCCCUUUAACCCAUCUCGUCCAAUGCAACCGGAAGAUCCAAGAGCUUUCACAACUUGGUCGACUUGCCGAGGCGCGCCGGGUGUUCGACUCAAUGUGUCAACGAGACUCCGUCUCCUGGAACUCCAUGAUUACUGGGUAUACCCGGUACGGGAUGUUGGAAGAAGCUCGAGCGCUGUUUAAUGCGUUCCACGGCAAAAAUGUUAGAACUUGGACGAUUUUGUUAACUGGGUAUGCCAAGCAUGGGCUAGUGGAUGAAGCUAGAGUGGUGUUUCAGUCGAUGCCGGAGCGAAAUGUUGUUUCUUGGAACGCUAUGAUCAGUGGGUAUGUGCAAAAUGGUCGGUUGCAGUGUGCUAAAGAGUUGUUUAAUCAAAUGCCAGAGAGAAACGCUGCAUCAUGGAACUCGAUGAUUACAGGGUAUUGUCGUUGUGGGAUGAUGAGUGAAGCUCAUGAGCUUUUUCAUCAAAUGGAGGAGAAGAAUUCUGUUACUUGGAUGCUUAUGAUUUCUGGAUUCGUUGAAAUUAGUGAGUAUCGGAAAGCAUGGAUUUUCUUUUCAAUUAUGUUUCGGCAUGGAGUGAAGCCGAACCAGGCCAAUUUAGUUGUUGCCUUAUCAGCGGCAAUGGGUUUGAAAGAAAUAAGGUUGGUUGAAAAUUUAAGAACUGUGGCUAUGAAGACAGGAUAUGAGGGGAAUGUGGUUGUGGGGACAGCAAUUUUGAAUGCUUAUACAUGGAAUGGGAGUUUGGAUCAUGCCUUUAAAUACUUCGAGACAAUGCAGGAAAGAAACGAAUACUCAUGGAGUACCAUGAUUGCAGCGUUUUCGCAGUGUGGUAGAUUGGAUGAUGCUAUUUCACUAUAUGAGAGAAAUACUGAAAAGGGUGUUGCUACAAGGACGACUAUGAUGACUGCUUAUGCGCAGAAUGGGAGAAUUUAUGAAGCCAGACUUAUAUUUGAUGAAAUUGAAAACCCCAAUGUGGUUACAUGGAAUGCUAUGCUUGCCGGCUAUGCCCAAAAUGGAAUGCUUGAGAAAGCAAAAGAUAUGUUUUUUAGAAUGCCCAAACGGAAUCCUUCUUCAUGGGCGGCUAUUAUAUCUGGGUUUGCCCAAAAUGGAGAAACCCAAGAAGCUCUGAAGUUCUUCGCUGAGCUUCUUAAUUCAGGAACUAUUCCAAGUCCUUCGAGUUUCACUAGUGCUCUUUCUGCUUGCGCAAACAUUGGAAAUGUUGGGGUGGGUAGACAGAUACACUCGCUCGCCAUUAAAACAAGUACCCAUUUCAAUUCAUUUGUUGGGAAUGGGUUGAUCUCCAUGUAUGCAAAGUGCAAAAACAUAGAAGAUGUAACACAAGUUUUCAGUAAAAUGACAGCAAGGGAUUGUGUAUCUUGGAAUUCUCUAAUUGCUGGGCUCUCAGAAAAUAAUAUGUUGGAUGAAGCUCGAAAAACUUUUGAAAAUAUGCCACAAAAAGAUGUGGUGUCUUGGACUGCUAUUAUUUCAGCUUACGAGCAAGCUGGGCAAAGAGAUACUGCCUUCAAAUUAUUCCUUGAAAUGUUAGACAGAGGUUUGAAACCAAACCAGUUAACAGUUACUAGCCUUCUAAGUGCUUGUGGGUACCUUGGUGCAAGAAAGCUUGGGGAACAGGUUCAUGUCCUUGUACACAAGCUUGGGUUGAAUUCUUGUUUGUUCGUUUGUAAUGCUUUGAUUACAAUGUACUUCAAGUGUGGAAGUCUAGAUGGCCUUUGCAUCUUCAAGGAGAUGCCUGACCGGGACAUAGUCACAUGGAAUGCUGUUUUAGCUGGCUGUGCACAAAACGGAUUAGGUAAAGAAGCCAUAAAAAUCUUCCAGCAUAUGGAAGCUAUUGGGACUUUGCCAAAUGAAAUAAGUUAUAUAGGGCUUUUAUCUGCUUGUAGCCAUGCUGGUUUAGAGGAUGAGGGAUGGGCCUAUUUCAAUUCUAUGCGCCAAAAUUAUGGAAUUACCCCCUUGGUUUAUCACUACACUUGUAUGGUUGAUCUCCUUGGGAGGGCCGGGCGGCUUUAUGAAGCUGAAGCCCUCAUUGAAAAAAUGCCUGUAAAACCAGAUUCUGUGAUUUGGGAAGCCCUUCUUGGUGCCUGUAGGAUCCAUCGUGAUACCAAACUUGGUCAGAAAGUGGCUGAAAAUCUUUUCAAAAUGGGGACCACAAGAUCUGGUACCUAUGUUUUAUUAUCAAAUAUGUACGCUUCUCAAGGUAUGUGGGAGAAAGUUGGCCAAACAAGGGAAUUGAUGAAAGAAAGGGGAGUGAUUAAAGAACGUGGAAUCAGCUGGAUUCAAAUCAAGAAUAAGGUGCACUACUUUCAAAUGCGAGAUAUGGAUCAUGAUGAAAUUGAAGAGAUUAACUUAAUUUUAAGUGAACUGUACAGAAGGUUCAGAGCAACAGGAUAUGUGCCAGACACAAACUUUGUACUUCAUGAUGUGGAAGAGGAGCAAAAACAAGAUGAGCUUCUCUACCACAGCGAAAAACUUGCUGUCGCCUAUGGGAUCAUGCACACACCAAAUGGGGCUCCAAUUCAAAUUCUGAAGAACCUCCGAAUAUGUGGGGACUGUCACUCUUUCAUGAAAUACAUUUCCAGUGCUGCCAAACGCAAGAUCGUUAUUCGAGAUGGAAAUAGGUUCCACCAUUUUCAAGAUGGUCUGUGUUCUUGUGGAGAUUACUGGUGAUCUUGUUGGACUGCUGAAACCUACGCCUCCAACUGAACAUCUUAGAAAUCAUAGAGCAGGAGUACCAUAUUUGAAAGGCGAAAAAUAUCCAAUUUCUAUUGAGAUUUAAUUUUUGAGAUUUUUUACUCAAGGGCCCAAUAAUGGAUGAAAUUAUAAAAUUUUAAGAACAUAUUAUAUGAUAUAUCAAACACUUGGGCAGGAAACAUGGUUUUACUGUAUCCUAAUAACCGCACGACGAUUCUGCUAAAUGUAAAGACAAAGCUCAUUGAUUUAUUGAUAUAUAACAUGGUUAGAGGUAAAGUAUAUCUCUUUUUCUUGCUUGUAAA